AUGGCGACAACGACUAUUUCUUCCUUCUCUCUCUCUCUUCCUCGACCUAUCCGUAAUAAACCCACAAGCCCUUCUCCAUUCCUCUUCGUUCUUCCUCGAUUCAAUUACCUUCGGAGAUUUCGGACUCUUACUCUCACUGCUUCCGCUGCAACUUCUUCAAACAGCAGUAAUCGUGACGAUGGCUUCUCUCUCGACGAUUUCACACUCCAUUCUGAUUCUCGAUCACCUAACCUAUAUAAGAAAUGCAUACUUGCAGAUCUUAUCCAAGAGAUAGAACCAUUAGAUGUGAGUCUAAUUCAAAAGGAUGUUCCAGUCACAACUUUGGAUGCAAUGAAAAGAACAAUCUCAGGAAUGUUGGGUCUUCUUCCAUCUGAUAGGUUUCAAGUUCAUAUCGAAUCGCUUUGGGAACCUUUGUCCAAGCUAUUGGUAUCUUCUAUGAUGACUGGGUAUACAUUGAGGAAUGCUGAAUAUCGGCUUUUUCUUGAAAAGAACCUCGACUUGCAUGGUGAAGACUUGGAAAGCCAAACUCCAGAAAAUACUGAUUACGAUUUGAAAGGGAGGUUUCCUGAUGAUAAAGAACUGGAUGAGAUUUUCGACGAAAAUAAUGUUUCAUCCACAAAGGAUAGCAAAACUCAGAGCCUUUCUGAAAUGUUUGAUAAAGAAGGUCUGGGCAGAGUAUCCUCUGAAGCUCAAGAAUUUAUCUUUCGUUUGCAGUCACAAUUGUCUUCUGUGAAAAAGGAAUUACAAGAAGCGAGGCGAAAAAAUGCUGCCCUUCAAAUGCAACAGUUUGUUGGUGAAGAGAAGAAUGAUUUGCUAGACUAUUUAAGAUCUUUGGAACCUGAGAAGGUAGCUGAGUUGUCAGAACCCGCUUCUCCGGAGGUGAAAGAGACAAUUCAUUCUGUUGUUCACGGUCUUCUCGCAACUCUAUCACCGAAGAUGCACUCCAAGUUACCAGCAUCAGAAGGUCCACCUACUGAAACAGUAAAAGCAAAAAGUGAUGAAGAUUGGGCUGAACUUGUAGAAAACACUUCACUUCAGUUCCAGCCUCUUAUCUCACUGACUCGAGACUACCUUGCUCGUCUUCUCUUCUGGUGCAUGCUGUUGGGACAUUAUCUCAGAGGUUUGGAAUAUCGAAUGGAACUAAUGGAGGUUCUGUCUUUGACGCGCGAUGCCAAUGGGUCUGAGAACGUUGCUUGA
Molecule: messenger RNA, 1197 nt
Organism: Arabis nemorensis
Lineage: Eukaryota; Viridiplantae; Streptophyta; Magnoliopsida; Brassicales; Brassicaceae
Source: the annotation of a GenBank genome assembly